CACUCAGCACCUAGAAUGCACCUGACUUCAACGUCUGAAAAAUACGUCAUUUUGCUUACUGGUGGUCUUGUCCCGCGCACUCACACCCUGUAGAAGAGGCUACUCGUCUCACUCGCAGAACCGGAGGAGCUGGUGGCUAUAUUAUUCUGCAGUAGCUGUCUCCGGUGAGCGAAUGAAGGAAGAAGAUUGGAACAAACAGGCAGCAUAGUAGCUAAAACUGCUGUGGACUCUUUCUCACCAAAAGAGGAACCAGACGGCAGGCACGCACGGACGCACAGGUCUAUCCUAACCGGACGAACCGACUAGUAAAUGGGCAUAAUGUUUAAUCUAGCCACCUGCAGCAGAACGUGCAUAUACAGCAUCACCUUUCUGUCCGCGGUCGUGAUUUCCUCCUGCCACGCGCUCCGCCGCUGUGGGGACGUGCAGUGCGUUGAGGGCCAGCAGUGCUGUCCCCCUACCGUUACCGGCAACGGUAGCGCGAGUUCCAUGGUGCGCUGCUGCAAGCUCCCACUGCAUAUAUUCUUCGACAAUGUGGGCUGGGUGACGCGCAAACUAUCGGGCAUCCUGAUCCUGCUGCUCCUUUUCGCAAUGGGCUACUUCAUCCAGCGGAUUAUCUGCCCGCGCCCGCGCCGACACCCCCACCCAGAACACCCCGAGGAGCCCUCUCUCUUCCACGGACACGCCACCGCGUCCCAGGACUCCCUACUGGACCGGUACCCCGAAUACAGUUUUGGGGACUUCACCUCGCCAGUGCUGCUACCCGCAUAUGAUGAGGUGAAGUACCUGCCGACCUACGAAGAGACCAUGCAGGAGGUGCGCAGAGACCAGUCGGAUGAUAAUUUACUGGUCCAUUCGGAGGUGCCUGCUGCGGACCGAGGGACGCGGGGAGGACCGAUACCUAGAGAAGAGGGACAGGACACUUCAGGACAGGACAUACGCGCGUCACGGAAUUCUGUCUGACUAAAUGUGAUGGACUAUCCAAUUUAAGAAUUGUUAUUUUAUUAUGAACUAAAGGAGAGACUUACAGGCUAUAUUAUAACAAGUGCAAUUACAAUCUGUUGCAAUGAAUGUUAAAAAUAAUAUGAACUGGCAAUUUGGUCAAUGACGUGAGUUUUAUAUGAUUGGGUGGAUGAUUCCCCUUUUGUAUGCAAAUUAAGACUUGGUAUGAGAAACGGAGACAAUAAAAGAGAUAUGG
Oncorhynchus kisutch (coho salmon) is the source of this 1195-nucleotide messenger RNA. RefSeq names its product chromosome 15 C3orf80 homolog (gene c15h3orf80). The transcript has a single exon. The coding region runs from base 310 to 960 and encodes 216 amino acids. The record is from RefSeq and is a predicted model, not a curated record. Lineage: Eukaryota; Metazoa; Chordata; Actinopteri; Salmoniformes; Salmonidae.